Molecule: messenger RNA, 1806 nt
Organism: Ananas comosus (pineapple)
Lineage: Eukaryota; Viridiplantae; Streptophyta; Magnoliopsida; Poales; Bromeliaceae
Product: ubiquitin carboxyl-terminal hydrolase 3-like
Exons: 6
Coding region: 360-1460 (366 amino acids)
Biological process (GO): protein deubiquitination
Cellular component (GO): cytosol; nucleus
Molecular function (GO): cysteine-type deubiquitinase activity; cysteine-type endopeptidase activity
Source: RefSeq, a predicted model, not a curated record
GUUAUUGGGGAAAGUAAAGAGUUUCCAUAAUAUGGCGUGCCCAGCGUAUAUUUUGACUACGAGCGAUCGUUUGUUCGCUCUGUGUUUAUCCCUAUCGAUUUUCCCCAUCAACAACAAAACGACCCAAAUCUGAGGGGACGAAUAUUCCAAUAAAAACCCUAGAAAUAUCCGGCUCCUUUCUAACUAAACCCUAACAGGACGAUCGAAUCCGCAUCCAUCGUCAUCAACGGGGAUCGCUCCUGCUACGAGGAGGAGCGCCGCGAAGCACCCGAGCAACGGGGGCGCAAGGAAGGGGAUUUAGGGCUCGAUUUAGGGUUUCGAUUCCGAUCUCCUCGAGGCCGCGGCGUUCGCGGUAGCGUAUGGUGAUGGGAGCCGCGGGUUCGAAGCUCGAGAAGGCUCUCGGCGACCAGUUCCCGGAGGGCGAGCGAUACUUCGGCCUCGAGAACUUCGGGAACACUUGUUACUGCAACAGCGUAUUGCAGGCACUUUAUUUUUGUGUUCCUUUCCGAGAGCAAUUACUGGAGUACUACGAAGGCCGUAAGAAUGUUGGAGAUGUAGAAGAGAAUAUUUUAACAUGCUUGGCUGACCUGUUCACCCAGAUUAGCUCCCAAAAGAAGAAAACUGGCGUUAUUGCUCCGAAGCGUUUUGUUCAAAGAGUGAGGAAAGAAAAUGAGCUUUUCAACAGCCAUAUGCAUCAGGAUGCUCACGAAUUCUUGAAUUUCUUGCUGAAUGAGCUUGUUGACAUUCUUGAGAAAGAGUCUAAUGUGGCAAAAACAUCCCCUGAAACGCCAUCUUUGUCGCAAAAAGUUGUGAAUGGUACAAACCAUAUUCAAGACAAUGGAAUCAAGAAAGAGCCCUUUGUUACAUGGGUGCACAAAAGUUUUCAGGGCAUAUUAACUAAUGAAACAAGGUGUCUACGGUGUGAAACUGUCACCGCAAGGGAUGAAACUUUUCUCGACCUGAGCCUUGACAUUGAGCAAAAUAGCUCAAUCACCAGCUGCUUGAAAAACUUUAGUUCAACAGAGACAUUAAAUGCCGAGGAUAAGUUCUUCUGUGAUAAAUGCUGCAGUUUGCAGGAAGCUCAAAAGAGGAUGAAGAUUAAGAAGACACCAAACGUCCUUGUAAUUCAUCUCAAACGUUUCAAAUACAUGGAGCAGCUCGGCCGGAACAAGAAGCUACUCUACCGCGUGGUGUUUCCCUUGGAGCUUAAGCUUAGCAACACUAUCAACAAUUCAGAUGCGGAGUAUUCUCUCUUUGCCGUCGUAGUCCAUGUGGGAGGCGGGUCCAACCAUGGCCACUAUGUCAGCCUUAUCAAAAGCCACAACCGCUGGCUGUACUUCGACGACGAUAAUGUUGACAUGAUUGAUGAAUCAGCCGUGCAGACAUACUUUGGGUCCACACAAGAAUUUUCCAACAAUACAGAUUAUGGUUACAUUCUCUUCUAUGAGGGCCUUGGUUGAAAAGAGUUAGAAGCCCAGUUUUCACUCACCCUUUUCUCUUUCGAUAUGAGGUAGAAUUUUACCAUAUGGUUGUCUUAGUGUAUAGUAGGUAGUGAAACCACAAUAAGCAGGACGAAGAAAGGGUCUUAAGGGUUCUACAAGUGCUAGGAAUAUUUCCCCCCACAGAUAGAGAAAUGCUGAGUGCUUCCGGAGUUAUGCGGGACAUUCCUGCUACUAUAUAUGGGUGCAUGAGUUGCUUUAGACUUUCUCCCUCGCUUUGGUCCUCCAAUAAUGUCCUCGAAGGAGAAAGAUGUGAAAAAAGUGCUUUAUCUUGCAUUUGGGUAUAAAAUUACAAUUUUGUUCUCAA